Molecule: messenger RNA, 7736 nt
Organism: Xyrichtys novacula (pearly razorfish)
Lineage: Eukaryota; Metazoa; Chordata; Actinopteri; Labriformes; Labridae
Source: the annotation of a GenBank genome assembly
AAAUAAAGCGGCAUAGUGAGUGUAGGAGUGUCAUAUGACAGAGCUGCUAUGGGUGGUCCCAUGAGACAUUUUGGCUGUGGGGAAACUGGUCCUGAGCCACCAUGGCCUGUAAACAACAACAGCGUCAAGUUGAACUAAACUGGAUCUGAGCGUCGGCCUCUUAUCUGACGCUCGUCUGCUUACAGCGAGUCAAGUAAAGAGCUUUUUGACAAUGCGCCGAAGGUGUGUCUGGUGAGUGGAUCCAGUCCGUAAACCACGACGAGCUAUUUCGUCAACAACUGCUUCUCCAGGCGAUCCCCCCCAAACCGUGCACCGAAGAGCUAAUCUUAGCCAUAUUGGCUAAGUUAGCUGUAAUCGCAGCUAAGAGGCUAAUCUUAGCUAGCCAGAAAACAUUACGUUAUUUGUGCGGAUUAAGUGGCGUUUUCGAUGGCUGCUCAGUCAUCACACUCCAAACUUCCCAGUGACUAACGCGGUAUGUUUGUAUUUUGGUUUUACCAAGGGUUGAUCAAUGCAAUUUUUGCCAGACAUUUGGCAGCCCAAAGCUAAGGUUAGCUGGCCGUUGUCAGGAUCUCUGGAGCGUUUGUGUUUGCAGCUAAGCUAACAAACGGAAGCUAACAUAUAACGCAAACAUAUUAUUUACAAUCAGUUUGGAUCUGAAAUCAACUUGAAUAGUGGUAAUCGAUUAACAUAAUCAUUCAAAUGGGCCUUUCCAACAACAUUUAAAGCUUUUAAACCGACUAUUCUUGUAUCUGUGGCUCAAAGUUACUGCGUAUCACUGGCUAAAUGUAGCAAACGUGUAACAUUAUUGCGAUGCAUUACCAACACGAGAGAGAGCUAUCGUGUAAAACUCGCUCUCAUGUAGACAAAUGAUAAUGUACUUUUAAUUCUUUUGCUUCUAAACUUGUUUGAUUAGCUGUGAAUUUGGCCGUAAUGUACAGGGCUGGCUCGGAUCAUCUGAACAGAAGUGGUUUUUGGGGCUUAAAUUUUAACGCCUGGGAUCCAACAUACUAACCCAUCGAUCCGCUGAUGUUGCCUCUCAGAUUUGGGUGGAUUUACGUUUAAUUGAUGGUUUAACCAGACCGAGGUGUUGGAAAUGUUGUAGUUAACUUUGCCAGGUCAACUGUGGCCGUGUGUAUUGAUCGAAUAUUGGGUAAUAUUCUAUAAUUAUUUAUUAUUUAUAAUAGUAAGCCAUAAUCUAAUAUUAUGGGAAGUAAAAGCUAAGCCAUUAAAUGAGCAUUUGGAUCAUAUCUAAUACGAUCCCUCUCACACACACAUACAGGAGCAACAAUUUUAGGAGCAUAUUAAUUAUUAGGGGGAAAAAAAACUUCAACUCACAAUCAUAACCAGAUGUUGCAGUUCAGGAAAGUGGUGACUCUAUAACACUCAAGGCAACUAACUGUACUGUUUUUGUGACCUUCAGAUUGAUAUUGUUCAGACAGGACCUGAUCCUCUCUUCUGGGUAGCUUACUCGCCAUGUCCUCACAGCAACCCAACAGCUCAGCCUCCAACAGUCCCACCAACAUCUUGGGUUCUCCGUUCUCAGUGAUCAGUCCUUCUCUUAACUCCCCAGUGGUUUCUCCUUCUUUGGGCUUUGGUCCCAUCAGCAACAGCCAGGUAACAGAGACUUAUUUGAGAAUCUGGGGUUUGUCCUGAUUGAGCUGCUGUAGUUGAGGAUUACUUGAGUAAUGGUUAGUUAGUGUACUAAUAAGCAAUACUGUACAAAAUGCUCAGUGCAGAAGGGUGAGGGGAUUGUAUGUUAUGUUCCUAGUUGCCAAGAGCUUUUGCAUUAACUCUCGGGUCUAGACACUUUAUGGCGUGUUAUUUUUGUAGCAUUUUUAAAUACUAUUUGAAUAAUUGGUCAAGUAAACAAAAAGCGCGGUUGUCAUUUAAUAUGUUAUACUCAGCAGUAGAGGUCAAUGUAUUAAUCGUGUCUUUUGGUUGCACUAUGUCUCCAGAUUUCUUCUUCAGCACCCAUAUCAGGGAUGCACUCAAUCAGCAGUUCAGAUGAUGUCAAGCCUCCCUUUGGCCUGAGGCCUAUGCCGGCUCAUAGUCCAGGAAUAAUGUUGUCUCAGAAGCGCCUGUGUGUCAUCUGUGGAGACCGCUCUUCUGGUGAGUGAGCGCACUUCGAGCUGGAUUAGCAGCAGCAAAACAUCACUUUUAUUUCAUCCCCAUUUUAAUGAUGGACAUGUGUGCCUGCAUUUCAUCAACACUGUUCGAAGAAAACCCCUUCUGAACUUUGAUCUUAUUCUACAUUUUUCCAUCGGCCUCUAACUGUUUGAUAUUUGUAUCAUUUUCAGGCAAGCACUAUGGAGUGUACAGCUGUGAGGGUUGCAAGGGUUUCUUCAAACGAACAGUGAGAAAAGACCUGAGUUACACCUGCAGAGACAACAAAGAGUGCCUGGUUGACAAACGCCAGCGCAAUCGCUGCCAGUAUUGCCGCUACCAAAAGUGCUUGGCCAUGGGCAUGAAGAGGGAAGGUACGCGGGGGUCAGGGUUUUAGAAUUCAUUUGAGAGCCUGUUGUUUGACGGGUCAGUAGGGCACUACACGUUUACAAAAAAAAAACAAAACAAAAAAAAAAAAAAACAGGUUUCGUUGUUAAAUCUGUGUCAAGAUCUAUAGAUGGGACUUAUGCCAGAGUUUUCUGCAAGAUGAACUAAAAUUGAUCAAUUUUCUGGACUGAUUUAAACAUUGGCAGUUAACAUUCUUUGUUGAAAUAACACGCAUUGGUGAUCGAGGCCCAACUAAAUAGGUCAAUUUCUAUAUGAUUAGCUAGUAUUUCUGGUGUAUCCAAAGGUGGAUGCUGAAUAAGAUAAACGAAAGGGUAGAGACGGGUGUAUUGGGGCUGGUUUAUAUAACUAACCCCUCUCCAUCUCUUCUCUUCAUUUUCUCCUAUUCUGCCCUGUCUCCAUCUUUCAAUAGUGAUCAAACAUGUAAAGUGGAUAAAAGAAGAUGGAAAAGAUGAGGGAUGGAUGAGUAUGUCAUUGUAAUCUUAAUCAUGCUUAAAUGUUACCAUGAGAGUUAGCCUUUUGUGUUAAACAUGCACAUUUUUUGAAUGGGGGAUGUAUACCGACCAGAACAUGAUAAACACUAAGGUAGUGUGAUGCAGCCCGAUACAACAUUUCUACCAUUAACUCUAAUUUAAAGGAGUUUCGGCAUUUUCCAUUUUUGUUGACAUAAUCAGACAGGUUGCAGUUGUUCUCUAGAGUAAUUUUUCAAGUUGUAGUGGCUGUUAGCAUUGUAUUGAGGCAAGUAUUCCUAUUAUUUUGCUCCUCCUAUGUUCAUUUAUUAGUGUAACACACCUCAGUACACCACCAUCACCACCAACUCUGUCUUCAUUGAUUGAUACAAAACACAGGAACCGCCUGUCUGAUCAUGUCAACAAAAACAACGAAAAAAUUCCUCCCAAAGUCGAAUCUGUGGUAGAGAAGUUGUAUUGGCUUGCGUUAGCUUGCCCAGGUGUUUAUAAUGUCAAGGCUUGUCGGUCUUUGUGUGUUAAAUUCCAAGAGCUGAUGUGGAUGAGUGCUGCGUGGUUUAUUAGCUAGUGAUGAUUGAAAUAAGCGCUCGACUGUCUGUAGGUGUUUGCUGAAUGCAUGAACUAUAUGUAAAAACCCAUUGGAGCGGGUCAGUGUUGAAGCAGUAAAGAAUACAAUGGAUCACAGUCUAUUAAAGGCGUCAGGUGUAGCCCAUCGAUAGCCGUGGCUUCUGCAUAUGAAGGAAAUGUUAAUGAUUCUGUUCUUUAGUCUACCCGAGGACCGCGUGUUGAAUAACUGGACCUGCUCUCCUCUGCCAUGAGCAGAUUUCACAUGUCAGCUUCUAGUCUUCUCAGUUAUAUCUAUGGUGCUUUGUGCCCAUUAGAACAGCACCACUUUAAAGUCAUGCUGCCUUUCUUUAGGGAUGAAAAAUCAAUGCAUUGUGAUCCUGCCUGAUACACUAUCUUUUUCAGAAACACCCUGUGAUUUUUAACAAUCCCUCAGGAUGCAACACUAAAUGCUUUAUUUGUUGCAGAGGAUGUAGUUACAUCAACAAUAAAUCAUUUUAACAAAAGUUUUCGAGGCAGCAAAAACCCUGCAGAGAAGUGGGACUUUUUGCUAACUAUCACUGUUUAUAACAAAGAUACACACAAUCUAACUGCUCCCUCUCUCACCUUUUUUGUUUUGUUUUGUUUUUUCUGUGGUGCAGCGGUCCAGGAGGAGCGCCAGAGGAACCGGGAGCGUGAAGGAGAGCUGGAGUUCAGUGUGGGAGUGAAUGAGGAGAUGCCUGUGGAGAAGAUUUUAGAGGCAGAGACCGCUGUAGAGCAGAAGACUGAGCUUCACUCUGAUGGUGGUUCAGCAGGAAACUCUGUGAGUGGUUACGUUUUUGCUCUAGUACAUGUAUCGAACUGUCAGCAGCCUGAUGGGUUAAGUAGCUUUAAUAGAUUCAGAGAAAAUUUGAUUUUUGAUGUGCUGACAAAUCAAUAUCGUGUUGUUGUUUUUUUUAAUGGGUCAGCCCCACGAUGCAGUGACCAACAUCUGCCAAACCGCAGACAAACAGCUGUUUGCUCUGGUGGAGUGGGCAAAGAGGAUCCCUCAUUUCUCUGAGCUGCCUCUGGAUGACCAGGUCAUCCUUCUGCGUGCAGGUAUGUUCCAGCUGCAGUCAUGGAUGAGUGUGAGCUAAGACAUGGACACAAAGAUUGUGCAUGUCUGCGAGUGCGAGUCUUGGCAGGUAUUCAUGUGGAAAAUAGAAAAUUUUAGCUUUUAAAAGGAACUUUUCUUUAAUGAGCCAGUCAGUGGAACAAAAACAGUUAAUAUUAAGGGUAAAGCUUUGAGUAAUUAAGCCACACAGUUUGUUCACAGAAAACUCACAGUGAGAAAACACUAGAGGUAUAUCCAAGUCAAUCAAGAAAGCAUACAAACUCCUGAGAAUUACGAUAUCUUUGACCUCAUAUUCAGAAAACGAAGUAGCUAAAAAUAGGAAAGCUCCGUAAGAAGCUCUAAAACACGUGCUGCUGUCAUAUAAGAGGUCCAGAAGAGAGUGAGCGAGUGAGUGAGAGUUACAUUUCUUAAACGUGUUCUUAUAGACUCAGUGUUAGCCGCAGAGAGGAUCUUUUAAGACUACUUCUUUGAAACACCUUUUCUUUAUUUCAGUGUGAUUUCACCCUGACAACUACUAAUGAUUCUCCACAGAUGUCGUAACAUGCAUGAUUUGAUUGCAUUCUCUUUUUCAGGCUGGAAUGAGCUCCUCAUUGCCUCGUUCUCCCAUCGCUCCAUCGCUCUGAAGGAUGGAGUCCUUCUGGCCUCCGAGCUGCAGCGUGACAGCGUUCACAGUGCAGGAGUGGGGGCCAUUUUUGACAGGUACAUCUAUCAUUGAUUUACGGCUUUUGUGAAAUAUAGAUACAGUGAUUGUAAUUCGAUAGCUUGGUGUUCAUUGAUAUUUAUUGUAUGAUAAUACCUAGCUUUGAUUCCACACAGGGAGAGUGUGCAGAGUGCAGAGGUUGGGGCCAUAUUUGACAGGUAAUUUUAUACUUCUUUACUCUUGUGAGUAUCUUUAAUGUUAUUUUUGUUGUCAUGAUUUAAAAGUAUCUUGAACCAUUUUAUUUUACAGGGUCCUCACAGAGCUUGUCAAUAAAAUGAGAGAUAUGCAAAUGGACAAAACAGAGCUGGGCUGCCUCAGGGCCAUUGUCCUUUUCAACCCAGGUGCCUGAACAGUGCUGAUACUUAAAUAAGCUUGACAUUUCUUGUUACAAAGAAGGGUGUGUGGUUAACAGUCUUGCCCAUUGAUAGAAGUGUCUCGUACAUUUUCUUGCAGAUGCUAAAGGGCUCUCCAACACCAGCGAGGUGGAGCUCCUCAGAGAGAAGGUCUAUGCAUCAUUGGAAGCCUACUGCAAACAGAGAUACCCAGAGCAGCAGGGAAGGUAAAGCUUCUUUUCUCCGACAAAGUGUACAAGUUAAAAAUGCUCAAGUGAAACAUGAGGUGUGCAUUGUUCAAACUAAAUGAUUUUCCGUGGCUCUGUGUAGGUUUGCUAAGCUCCUCCUCCGACUGCCAGCACUGCGGUCCAUCGGCUUGAAGUGCCUGGAGCAUCUCUUCUUCUUCAAGCUCAUCGGUGACACGCCUAUUGACACUUUCCUCAUGGAAAUGCUUGAAGCUCCCCAUCAGUUGUCUUAGAUAGGAAGCGCGUUCUGUGGUUAGGUUUAGAUAGCUGAAGUCUGGGAAGCUGGAGUGGGACUGUAGUGGCACUUUAAGUUCUUUGAAGAUUUGUCAGUUUGUCUCACUGCUGUCUGUGUUUCACACCAAGUGCAACACGGAUUUGCUCUUUAGACCAAACCCAAGGCUUGGCAUGACCUACAAGCUGGUGCUAUAUGUUAAAAUAACUUCAUGAGUAACUAUGGUUUAAAAAGAGGUAUUUUUAAAAACGUAAACAUUUCCAUAUUUCCCUUACAAGAGCUGUAAUUUGGGUAUCUACUUUUGUAUAAGCUUUUUAGACACCUCAAACGUCCAGCUUCAGUUGUUACUCUAACUGAGCUGAUUCCCCAAAACCUGUUUUUUAAUACAAGGCAACCUGAAACAUGGUUCAUGGGUAUGCAUUAAGGACACAGUCUCCUUUUUAUCAUUUCUAAUAGAAGCCAGAUCUAAAACUAUACUAUAUUAUUGUACCAAACAGCCACCAGGAACUGUGUCCACCAGCAGCUCUGAGUUUACUUGCACCCAUUCAAGAGGACAAAAUCUUAACAGUGACCCUGAGAUAGGAGACAAGUCAGGAUCGAACCCAUCAGGUCUGACUUGUCUGUUUUUGAUUUGAGAUCAGCUUUAUGUGUCCUGUAACAAACAGCAAGUGUUGUUUACUUUUUAGCCAUUCUAUAAUUCUAAUCACUCUGAGGUUAAAUGAUUAAACUGCACUGCACACUUGCUUUGUUUUAUUUCUAAAAUGUAACUUUAAAAAAAACAAAAAAAAAAAACCACUUGGCCUAAAAACAGUCAGGUGUUUGUCUUUUGGUGCUAUUUCAGAGAUAAUUUGACAUUAUUGGUGCAGUCGCACACCAAACCACAGACCUAAGAAAAUAUGCAAAACUUAAAAAUCCCUUUGUUAAUCUUUGUUAAAAAUGUAGCAAUAUAAAAUGUAAACUGCAUAAGAGCUUUCUGCCUGUCAGUCAUUCAGGGGUUUUACAAAGUAAAUCAUGUCUGGUGGAAAGGGAAUACUCCAUUUUGUAAUUUAUCUAUACAAUUCUAAGGUACUGUGCAAAAGUGAUUGUUGAGGGAAAAUGUACAUUGAGAAAUUUGAAUAAUGAUCAGGAGCAACAAAUUAUAUAAUUCUUAAUAUGUGCCCUUGUUUUUAAUUUUUAAGUAGGAAAGCAGAACAUGUCUUGGGUUGCACUGGAUUUGCUGAGACUGUUUCAGCUGAUUUUUUUUUUUUUUUUUUUUGUGCUUUUUUGAUGCUCAGUUGUAUUUCUUUUCCUUCCCCCUCCUCCCUCUUUUUUGGUAGCUGUCUUGUUCAUCGUAAUGUCUCUGCAGUUUAUUAAAAGCAAACCAUAAUCACGUAUAGAUCCAUAACACCUGUGGACAUAUAGGAAUUUUAAACAAGACAAAAUGAGGUCUGUAUGAUGGCCAUUUGUAAACACCCGUUGAGCUGUAACAGGAAGCUUGUCAUAGACCUCUUUGUGCUCUUGAACAUAAAGUGACUUGAAGCAUGGGUUGUGUGGACUGAAAAUAAAGAGGCUAAAGUUUUCCUGUUUGUCCUUUUUGUUUCUUAGUGGUAGCUGUG